Messenger RNA from Saimiri boliviensis boliviensis (Bolivian squirrel monkey), 3962 nucleotides. RefSeq names its product neuregulin 2 (gene NRG2). Gene Ontology annotation, molecular function: signaling receptor binding. Lineage: Eukaryota; Metazoa; Chordata; Mammalia; Primates; Cebidae. Gene Ontology annotation, biological process: intracellular signal transduction; animal organ development; nervous system development. The record is from RefSeq and is a predicted model, not a curated record.
GCCGCGCUCCCCACUCAGUCCGGGGGCAGAGGGGGCGCGAGAGAGCAAGUGGGCGGGCGUCCCAUCCUCCGCAUCCUCCUCCAGGUCCUGGCGCACAGGGUGGGAGCGCUGCGCUGCGCCGCGCUGCGCGUCGCGGCCCGCUUGCCGCCUGCCCCCUGCCCUAGCUGGGCCACCUCCCCGGGCUGCGGGUGGAGGGCUAAGAGGCGCUAACGUUACGCUGUUUCCGGUUUUCCUGCGGGCUCUGUUUCCCCUCCCAAGGCGGCGGCGGCUGAGCGGCGGAGCCCCCCAAAUGGCCUGGCCAGAUGCGGCAGGUUUGCUGCUCAGCGCUGCCGCCGCCGCCACUGGAGAAGGCUCGGUGCAGCAGCUACAGCGACAGCAGCAGCAGCAGCGAGAGGAGCAGCAGCAGCAGCGAGAGCGGCAGCAGCAGCAGGAGCAGCAGCAACAACAGCAGCAUCUCCCGUCCCGCUGCGCCCCCAGAGCCGCGGCCGCAGCAACAGCCGCAGCCCCGCAGACCCGCAGCCCGGAGAGCCGCCGCCCGUUCGCGAGCCGCAGCCGCCGGCGGCAUGAGGCGCGACCCGGCCCCCGGCUUCUCCAUGCUGCUCUUCGGUGUGUCGCUCGCCUGCUACUCGCCCAGCCUCAAGUCGGUGCAGGACCAGGCGUACAAGGCACCCGUGGUGGUAGAGGGCAAGGUACAGGGGCUAGCCCCAGCCGGCGGCUCCAGCUCCAACAGCACCCGAGAGCCGCCCGCCUCGGGUCGGGUGGCGCUGGUGAAGGUGCUGGACAAGUGGCCGCUCCGGAGCGGGGGGCUGCAGCGCGAGCAGGUGAUCAGCGUGGGCUCUUGUGCGCCGCUCGAAAGGAACCAGCGCUACAUCUUUUUCCUGGAGCCCACGGAACAGCCCUUAGUCUUUAAGACGGCCUUUGCCCCUCUCGACACCAACGGCAAAAAUCUCAAGAAAGAGGUGGGCAAGAUCCUGUGCACUGACUGCGCCACCCGGCCCAAGCUGAAGAAGAUGAAGAGCCAGACGGGACAGGUGGGUGAGAAGCAAUCACUGAAGUGUGAGGCAGCAGCUGGUAAUCCCCAACCUUCCUACCGUUGGUUCAAGGACGGCAAGGAGCUCAACCGCAGCCGAGACAUUCGCAUCAAAUAUGGCAACGGCAGAAAGAACUCACGACUACAGUUCAACAAGGUGAAGGUGGAGGACGCUGGGGAGUAUGUCUGCGAGGCCGAGAACAUCCUGGGGAAGGACACCGUCCGGGGCCGGCUUUAUGUCAACAGCGUGAGCACCACCCUGGCAUCCUGGUCGGGGCACGCCCGGAAGUGCAACGAGACAGCCAAGUCCUAUUGCGUCAAUGGAGGAGUCUGCUACUACAUCGAGGGCAUCAACCAGAUCUCCUGCAAGUGUCCUGUGGGAUACACCGGGGACAGGUGUCAGCAGUUCGCAAUGGUCAACUUCUCCAAGCACCUUGGAUUUGAAUUAAAGGAAGCCGAGGAGCUGUACCAGAAAAGGGUCCUGACCAUCACGGGCAUCUGCGUGGCUCUGCUGGUCGUGGGCAUCGUCUGUGUUGUGGCCUACUGCAAGACCAAAAAACAGAGGAAGCAGAUGCACAACCACCUCCGGCAGAACAUGUGCCCGGCCCAUCAGAACCGGAGCUUGGCCAAUGGGCCCAGCCACCCGCGGCUGGACCCAGAGGAGAUCCAGAUGGCAGAUUAUAUCUCUAAGAAUGUGCCAGCCACAGACCACGUCAUCAGGAGAGAAACUGAGACCACCUUCUCCGGGAGCCACUCCUGUUCACCUUCUCACCACUGCUCCACAGCCACGCCCACCUCCAGCCACAGACACGAGAGCCACACGUGGAGCCUGGAACGUUCUGAGAGCCUGACCUCUGACUCGCAGUCGGGCAUCAUGCUGUCAUCAGUGGGUACCAGCAAAUGCAACAGCCCAGCGUGUGUGGAGGCUCGGGCAAGACGAGCAGCAGCCUACAACCUGGAGGAGCGGCGCAGGGCCACCGCACCAGCCUACCAUGACUCUGUGGACUCCCUGCGUGACUCCCCACACAGCGAGAGGUACGUGUCCGCCCUGACCACGCCCGCGCGCCUCUCGCCCGUGGACUUCCACUACUCGCUGGCCACGCAGGUGCCGACUUUCGAGAUCACGUCCCCCAACUCGGCGCACGCCGUGUCGCUGCCGCCGGCCGCGCCCAUCAGCUACCGCCUGGCGGAGCAGCAGCCGCUACUGCGGCACCCGGCGCCCCCCGGACCCGGGCCGGGGCCCGGACCCGGCGCGGACAUGCAGCGCAGCUACGACAGCUACUACUACCCCGCGGCGGGGCCCGGGCCGCGGCGCGGGACCUGCGCGCUCGGCGGCAGCCUGGGCAGCCUGCCCGCCAGCCCCUUUCGCAUCCCGGAGGACGACGAGUACGAGACCACGCAGGAGUGCGCGCCCCCGCCGCCCCCGCGGCCGCGCGUGCGCGGCGCGUCCCGCAGGACGUCGGCGGGGCCCCGGCGCUGGCGCCGCUCGCGCCUCAACGGGCUGGCGGCGCAGCGCGCACGGGAGGCGCGGGACUCGCUGUCGCUGAGCAGCGGCUCGGGCGGCGGCUCGGCCUCGGCGUCGGACGACGACGCGGACGGGGCGCUGGCGGCCGAGAGCACGCCUUUCCUGGGCCUGCGCGCGGCGCACGACUCGCUGCGCUCGGACUCGCCGCCGCUGUGCCCGGCGGCCGACAGCAGGACUUACUACUCCCUGGACAGCCACAGCACGCGGGCCAGCAGCAGACACAGCCGCGGGCCGCCCCCGCGGGCCAAGCAGGACUCGGCGCCGCUCUAGGGCCCCGCCGCGCGCCCCUCCGCCUCGCCCGCGCCACUGUCUUUAGGAGACGAGAGACCGCCAACUGGAGAGAAAGGAGGAAAAAAGAAAUAAAAAUAUUUUUAUUUUCUAUAAAAUGAAAAAAAGUAUAACAAAAUGUUUUAUUUUCAUUUUAGCAAAAAUUGUCUUAUAACACUAGCUAACGGCAAAGACGUUUUUAUAGGGAAACUAUUUAUAUGUGACAUCCUGAUUUACAGCUUCGGAAAAAAAAAGAAACAACAAAAAAAAAAGAGAGAUGGGCCAAUUUUUUGACUCUUUAAUAGAAACCUAUUUUGUGGUGCCUUUUGCUGUACGCUCAUCUGGGGCUCCGGGAGAGAGGUCUCUGGGUUGCGGAGUGCUGGGAGUGACAGGGAGAGAAGAGGCUGUGGGGUUCAGGUGGCGGCGGGGGUGGGGGGUGGUAGGGGCUUGGCCCUGAGGAAGAACUGAGGACAGAAGUAGCUUAGCCCCCAGGCAAGAGCUGGAGUUCCGAACCCCUGGGGGGUGAGGGCCAGGACUCUAGACUUGGAGCUGGUGCUGGGGUAACUUCCAGUGGAAGAUAAAAACACAGCUACCCGAAUGGGGGAGCCCUGGCUACUCACAGCUGUUAAGGGAGCGGGGCAGAGAAAGGUCUCCCAGAAAGCCUGGGCCCAGGGAGGGGCAACUCUGCCAGGGUCCCAAUGUUGGUGGCUCCUGUCCCCCACAGCCUCCAGGGCGCCCCUCCGUCCUCUGCAGCGCCUUCGUUUACAGGUCGUCUUUUCUAUUUUACACCUGCAUGUCCUUUGCAUUUCAGAUUCUUUAGAUUGGAUGCAUGGUCACGCUGGGACCGAGAAGAGCCACUCGACAGUGUAUUUCCCUUUUUAGCAAUAAAGUAACACCAUUUCCUUCUCACAGGCUGCUUCCCAGCCCCCAACCCACCUAUGACUUCCACUCCGUCUCCAGUCCUGCCCUCCCACCCCCAAAACCUGGGUCCACUGCUAAUUUGUCAAAAAGGUAAUUGUUUAAAAAAAAAAAAAUUCCAAACAGAAACAAAUGGGAAUCCUGCCCUGAAAUGUCUGAACACCUGACUGUUGACACUUGAACAUUUUUAUAUUAUAAAUAAAAUCAGAAAUGACUCCUGUU